UCUUUCUAAUAUCAAACAAAACGACAGAAUGUUAUGCUUAUUCACAACCUUAUCUAAUCUUCGUCACUAUACUCAUCGUCUUGUGAAUCAGAGAAACGUGAAUCUGUAUUGUCACACAUUUCUUCACAUCCUUCACAUUUGCACAUCAGAGUACAAACCAUUCCAGCUGCAUAACAUGAGCAGUUACCUCAGCAACGGCUGGUAUCACACAUACAUCUCACAAGUUCCAAAAUAGCUUCGGGUGCAGGCUUCAUGUCUGUGAUAACAGGUGAAAAUUGGCUACCCUUCAGAAUCCAGUCAUAGUUUGUGGGGUCAGGCAAAUCAAUUAACACCUUGCCGUCAUGUCACUAGACCAUUGCUUGGAAAUGGGGUCGUAACACAUGUUGUUUCAGCGCUGCUUUACUAGGGGGGAGUUUUUCCGCUUCCGCCUGCUAUUGCUUGAACAUAUGUCAGCGAACUUUGCCAAAAUCGGGUAGUUUAGAGUUCGGCAGGAACAGACGGCAAACAUACUCUUCAAGACACUAAUAGUUCUUCGUCUGGUUGUGGUGUCUUCCCUAGCCUGCUCAAAGCAUGAAGCACUCUCAUUGGUAGCUUGCAUAAUGCUUUCCAGCAUGCCAGCUUUCCUUUCCCGGAAAAUCUUCCUGCGGUGUCAAGCCAGCGAAACAGUGAAAGCCUGGUAGCACAUUUACCACAUCCGCUCCAAGUCUUUGAUAAAUUGGUUGCAAUUGUGUGACUUUUGUAUUUUCCCCUUUCCCGGUGAUAAUGCAGGUGUCUUUUCCAAGUUCAGGAAACCUUCUGGCUUUUGAUGGCUAGAAUGAACACGUCUGUGUCAGGCGACAAGAUGUGAAUUGUGGCGUUAGACUUAGCAGCAUCAAGCGCAUGAAGAAGUAAGAUUGUGUGGACUUCCUCGUGAUUGCUUGACAGGUGACUGACAUCAGAGUUGUUUGAAAAUGCUCCUCUGGUUGAGACAAUACAGGUCUUGACAUUAGACAUAUAAUGCUCAAUCAGUUUCAAUACUUUCGUACAUUGAAUUGCGCAAUUAUUUUCUUUGUGAUUUUCCAGGCCUAAGCGAGUGAAAAUGUAUACGGUAGAUCGCUUUUAGGUACUUGAAACAUAAGCUGGGAUGGCACCAAGAUUUUUUUUAUUCCUGAACACCUGUGAAAACAGAAAAACCUUGGUGCAAAAAAUUAUCACGAGUUUUUUUAAACAGAAAAGUAAAUCGCUACAUAUGCGCCUACACUAUUGUGUUGUUCAGAUCAAUACAGGUAAAAAGGUCAAAGUAACAACACACGUAGGUAAAUAGAGCUUCAAUUUGAAUGUUGACUUGAAAAUUAUUAUUGCUUGCCAGAUUUAAUGGCUAGCAGGCUAUGCAAAUUAAAAAGAAUGGUUUUCACUGUACUAUUUUUAGUGUUUCAUGCAGCUCUGCUGAAGUGCAGAGAGCCUCAAACCUAAAAAAUAGUCGCUAAUCCCUAAUCUAAUAAUGGUUGUUGUAUCAAACACGAGUGCUACUCCUUCUCAAUCGGUAAGCUCACAUGUUUAUUGUGCAUUUCCUACCAUAACACAUACCCAAAUUGUGUUUUUAUUGUUUUUAGUUCAAAAAUUAAACAAUUGAUUUUGAGAAAUCGCCGCAAUGGAAUAUCAAAGCAGUGUCGCAAGCUUUGUCGAGUCCUCAGCUGCGGAACGUCGUCGAGGAUGUAAGAAGUUCAACAGCCGAAAAUUCACCAGUGAGCUCCGAAGCGCCAUAAUCUAGUGUGGCUAUUGUGCGAUCGGUUGCUUCUUCAGCAAGAGAGAAACUCAACCGUUUAUUUCCAACAAUCAGGGCCAAUUCGCCAGCCCGCCAGAGUUGUGUUCAGUCGCCAAGCACUAAUUCAAGAAAGCAAAGAUAUUCCUCUAUCGAUCCAAAUUUUUAUAGAGACAUAAUACUUCUAAAAUCACCAAGAACAGUUUCGACACUUAAUGGUGUACAAAAAGCUGCAGCGUACGAAGCAAGCUUGGCUUUUUCCGGUGCCAAAUUCUACAGACUGGAGCAAUUCAGAAAUUAUGGUAGCUAUCAAAGAGCUGUUUCAGCACAUGCUGAAUGACAUAGAGUUUGAAAUAUUAGUAUCCAUGAAUAGACAUUUAAUCAAAAUCAAUCUUCCACCUGGUAUUGUAUUUGAUGGCAAAGCUAUGAAGAGAAGAUUCCACCAAAAAGUGAUCUACAUUAGACCAUUUGUAAAACUAUCGAAAACAGUCCACCUCGGAACUACAUCUACACAUAACACUGCCGAUGAUGAAACUAAUAACAGUGACGACUACGAGGAUAUGCAUGAAACUAAUGAGAUCACACCAUUUGACACUAUGCCAGUCGAACCGUCAAUGGUAACAAUCACCAUAUUUCUUGACAACGGCCAUACCACGUUGAAAACACCGGACGAUACAACUGAAACACAGACUUCCGUACCAAGACCUAGACAUAUUUAACGAAUACUAAAAGCAUCGUUAAAAGCAUACCUACCGCCUUAAGGUGUCUAGAGCAGGUUUUUUAACUACAGUUUUCCUGCAAACAACAACGAAAGUAAAGUGAAAUACCAAAACAAGAAGCAUAGACAAUCACAGCAAAAUGUUGCGAAAUGUAUAAAAUGUUGGAUGAAAAUUAAUAAU
This is a messenger RNA of Photinus pyralis (common eastern firefly), 2640 nucleotides long. RefSeq lists its product as uncharacterized. The transcript is spliced from 3 exons. Bases 1957 to 2460 code for a protein of 167 amino acids. NCBI's taxonomy places the organism in Eukaryota, Metazoa, Arthropoda, Insecta, Coleoptera, Lampyridae. The record is from RefSeq and is a predicted model, not a curated record.